This is a messenger RNA of Mytilus californianus (California mussel), 813 nucleotides long. RefSeq lists its product as uncharacterized. NCBI's taxonomy places the organism in Eukaryota, Metazoa, Mollusca, Bivalvia, Mytilida, Mytilidae. The transcript is spliced from 8 exons. Bases 2 to 763 code for a protein of 253 amino acids. The record is from RefSeq and is a predicted model, not a curated record.
AAUGUUGAAGUCGUUUAUACUUUUGUCUUCAGUUUUAACUCAGACUUAUGGUCAAGCAUUUCAGUUUGUACCACCAACUGUAACAAGUGCACAAUGUAAAGACAGAUUACCCAAUUGUUUUGCAUUUAAAAAAGAUUCUUGUCUAGCACCAUAUGAAAAAUGGGCAAAAGAUUACUGUCCAAACUUUUGUGGAUUCUGCGUAGGUCCAACAACCCCAUUACCACCUUGUGAGAACACCAAACCUGAUUGCGAGAAAUACCAAAAAACUGUGUGUACUGAGGAUGCAUACAGACAAUGGGCCUAUGAUAGUUGUCGGUACUACUGCCGACUUUGUUCACCGGGCCAGCUAAUAAUAAAAGACAGUCAAAUAACAACUUUGCCACCAGCAUUAUGCGUAGAUAAACGUCAUGACUGUAAACUGUAUGGUAAAGAUUCGUGUAAAGGGCAAUACAGCACCUGGGGUAGGGAGAACUGUAACCGUUUUUGUGGAUUCUGCCAAGGUCUACCCACACCUGCACCACCAUGUAUAGAUGGUAUACCCAAUUGUAAUCAGUAUGAAAAGGAUACAUGUACAGACAUUAAGUACAAAGAAUGGGCGGAGGAAAACUGUAAUAAAUAUUGUGGUUUCUGCUCUGAUGGAAGUAGUAGUGGUAAUCAACCAUCUGUGGCUCCUGUUCCAACAUUUGCACCGCCGCUUCCACAUGCUCCAGGAAAUCAACCUACCCCUUCAGGUACACUGGCCCCUCCUCUACCUGGUAAAUAAUUAAUUAUUUAUCAUGCAUUAUAUGGAAACAUGAUCAUUAAAAAUGGAAA